This is a messenger RNA of Amphiprion ocellaris (clown anemonefish), 2016 nucleotides long. RefSeq names its product dihydroorotate dehydrogenase (gene dhodh). Gene Ontology annotation, molecular function: dihydroorotate dehydrogenase activity. Bases 96 to 1313 code for a protein of 405 amino acids. Gene Ontology annotation, cellular component: cytoplasm; mitochondrial inner membrane. The transcript is spliced from 9 exons. The record is from RefSeq and is a predicted model, not a curated record. Lineage: Eukaryota; Metazoa; Chordata; Actinopteri; Pomacentridae. Gene Ontology annotation, biological process: 'de novo' pyrimidine nucleobase biosynthetic process; pyrimidine ribonucleotide biosynthetic process.
CGAGAAGACAAGCAGGAAGCUGAGGAAGCGUGUGUUUGUGUAACAUGUUAGGAAAGGCGACCAGUGCCCUUUAGUGCAAUGACAAAACUGCAUACAUGGCGGGACGAUUGAAGAAACAGUUGAAAGAAGCCGUAAAGGUCAUCAGCUCAGGUAGCCUUCUGUUUGCUUCCUACCUCACUGUGGUUGGAGAUGAGCGUUUCUAUGCCAACCAGCUGAUGCCCCUGCUGCAGAGGAUUGUGGGGCCAGAGACGGCACAUGUGUUGGCAGUGAAGAUGAUCGGUCUGGGUCUGGUGCCUCUGAACCGCUACCAGGACCCUGCAUCGUUGGAAGUGAAUGUGCUCGGAUUAAAGUUCAAGAACCCUGUUGGGAUUGCGGCAGGCUUCGACAAGCACGGCGAGGCAGUGGACGGCUUGUACAAACUGGGCUUCGGCUUUGUUGAAGUUGGGACGAUCACUCCCAAACCCCAAGACGGGAACCCCAAACCUCGCGUGUUUCGACUCUCUGCAGAUCAGGCAAUUAUUAACAGAUAUGGAUUCAACAGCUGUGGUUUGGAAGAAGUGCAGAAUAGGCUGAAGGCCAGAGAAGAAACGCAGCAAGAGCAAAGUAAAGCUGGCCUUCCCCUGGGCAUCAACCUGGGGAAGAACAAGCUGUCCCGGGACGCAGGGGCAGAUUACUUGGAGGGGGUGAGAGUGCUGGGCCCCCUGGCAGACUAUCUGGUGGUCAACGUUAGCAGUCCCAACACUCCGGGUCUCCGGGAUCUACAAGGGAAGGCUGAGCUCCGCCAGCUCCUACAUACAGUGUUGAAGGAGCGUGAUGCCCUGCAGGAAGAACACAAACCUCCAGUGCUGGUGAAGAUUGCUCCAGAUCUCACUGCCCAGGACAAACAAGACAUCGCUGAUGUUGUCACUGAGCUGGGAGUGGAUGGUUUAAUGGUGUCUAACACCACUGUGUCGAGACCAGAGUCGCUUCAGGACCCGCAUAGGUCUGAGGUUGGUGGGCUGAGUGGAGAGCCUCUCAAAGACCUCUCUACCAGCACUGUCCGAGAGAUGUACAACCUCACUCAAGGUAAAGUUCCAAUCAUUGGAAUCGGAGGUGUGGCCAGCGGACAGGAUGCGAUGGAUAAGAUCCGUGCUGGUGCUUCUUUAGUUCAGCUCUACACUGCUCUGACCUAUCAGGGUCCACCUGUAGUGAAGAAGAUAAAGCGAGAAUUGGAACAACUACUAAAGGAACAAGGUUUCAACAAUGUUUCUGAAGCAGUUGGAGCUGAUCACAGGGAAGCAGACGGGUCGACUUCUAAGAAGAGCUCGCUGUAAGAGAUGGUAAAUGUUGACACGGACACUCGAGGCUGAGCUGCGUCUCCAGCUGCCGUCUCCUCCAACAAGGUGACAUGAUCGUCAGCUUUUUCCCAAACUGUGGUCAAUGCAGAGUGUUUGUGAUGGUCCAUCUUGAUUUCCAGGGUGGGAGAUCAAUUAUGGUCUGAACUGCCUUCACAAAAUUUCACCGUAUGUGAAAAUUAGAAGUGAAUAAUGGUAAAUCUUUACAUGCUGCAUCUACAGUAUUAAGAAGCUGAGGUCUGUAACUUGAUUUCAGGUGUUUAUAUUUUUUGUUACAGUGUAACAGCAGUUAGUGUUUCUCAAACUGACCUACUGACUACAAAGUGUUUAAGACUUUAAUCACUUCCUGCCAACUGUUUUCUUGUGCGUGAAGAAAGUAAUCUGCCACAAUGAUAUAUGGUUGAAACACUAAAAUCGUUACCAUCCAUUUUAGGAACUGUCUAAUUGAAUCAAAACUGUCAAAAACUGACAUUGUGUUAGUUAUUUUUGUGCCUCUGAAACAAGUAGUAAUCUCUCAUGAAUGGAUAUCAGAAUGUGGAAAUGCAAUAAGGUCAUAUUUAACAUGGUGCUGUACAGAACAAAACAGCUAAACACAAUAACAGCUCACAUGUUAUUUGGGUUAUUUAUUUUGCACUGCACUGGCACCUCAGAAGCACUCAAUAAAACCUGUUUUUCUGUUGAA